GGGUUAAUGUCUAGCUGUUCUGCUAUAGCCAAGGUUGAAGCUUUAUUCCGAACAGAGCACCGAUCUGCUCCCCUCCCUCCCCCGGCAGACAGGCAGCUGUUGAGGUGAGGCAGGAUCAUGGAGGCAGGCAGCGGCAGUGCUGCAGCACCGCACAACGCAGCUCCCACACCUCCAGGAGACAUGGCAGUUCCUGAUCCCUUCCACGGCCCCCACUCGUCAGAACAGAAGAAGGAUGAGUAUGAGAGGAGGCCGAGGACAGCAGAGAGAGCGGGCUGGGAGGACGCCAUCGCCGUUAUGGCGAGGAGUGCGACCGUGCCCCCAGAGCUGUCUGCUGACUCGUCUCUCCGCUCGUGCACCAGCACAGCCAGCAUGAAGGUCAAGAACGUGAAAAAGCUUCCUCUCAGCAAAGGCCAUUUCCCUCGCCUGGCAGAGUGCGCCCACUUCCACUACGAGAACGUCGACUUUGGCUCUGUUCAGCUAACUCUGACCUGUGAUGAGAACGAUCUAACACGCAGCAGCCUCAACUCCAGGGAACUGGUGUAUCUUAUCCAGAUCUGUUGCCAGGGCAAGAAAUGGAUUGUGAAGCGGUCAUAUGAAGACUUUCGUGUGCUCGACAAACACCUCCAUCUCUGUAUAUAUGACAGAAGAUUUUCUCGGCUCACGGAGCUUCCUCGAUUUGAAAACCUGAAAAUCAAGUCAGAGCCAGUUUCCCAGAUGCUUACUGCCUACCUUUCCCGCCUUUCAACCAUCGCUGACAACAAGAUAAACUGUGGGCCUGCCCUGACAUGGAUGGAGAUUGAUAAUAAAGGAAACCGCCUACUGGUUCAUGAUGAGUCCUCCAUUAAUGUUCCAGCUGUUGCUGCUGCUCAUGUCAUUAAGCGCUAUAUAGCCCAGGCUGCUGACGAACUCUCUUUUGAGGUAGGGGACAUUGUUUCCGUCAUAGACAUGCCUCCAAAGGAAGACACUGGAUGGUGGAGAGGAAAGCAUGGCUUUAAGGUGGGAUUUUUCCCUUGUGAGUGUGUGGAACUGAUCAGUGAGAAGGUUCCCCCAAAUGUGACCGGCUCACUGCCAAAACCAGUGUCUAAUAAACACGGGAAACUGAUCACAUUCCUGCGUACUUUCAUGAAGUCGAGGCCUACUAAGCAGAAGCUGAAGCAGAGAGGUAUUCUAAAAGAGAGGGUGUUUGGAUGUGACCUGGGAGAACACCUACUCAAUUCCUGUCAUGAUGUCCCCCAAGUCAUCAAGAGCUGCACUGAAUUUAUUGAAAAGCAUGGCGUUGUUGAUGGCAUUUACCGCUUGUCUGGGAUUUCCUCUAACAUCCAGAAACUGCGGCAUGAGUUUGACUCAGAACACAUUCCAGACCUCACUAAGGAUACGUAUAUCCAGGACAUCCAUUCUGUAGGGUCCCUGUGCAAGCUCUAUUUAAGGGAGCUUCCAAACCCCCUGCUCACAUACCAGCUUUAUGACAAAUUCUCAGAAGCUGUAUCAGGAGCUACAGAUGAUGAAAGACUGGUUAAAAUCCAUGACGUCAUUCAGCAAUUGCCUCCUCCACACUACAGAACUCUUGAAUUCCUUAUGAGGCACUUGGCUCGUAUGGCGACCUUUAGUUACAUCACAAACAUGCACUGCAAGAACUUGGCAAUUGUCUGGGCUCCCAAUCUCCUCAGGUGGUCAAAACAAAUAGAGUCUGCCUGCUUCAGUGGCACUUCUGCUUUUAUGGAGGUACGAAUUCAGUCAGUGGUAGUGGAGUUCAUCCUCAAUCACGUUGAUGUCCUCUUCAGCCCCAAACUCAGCACUCUGAUUCGUGAAAGCUCAGGCCAUAGCACUUUGUCCCGGCCCAAGUCUCUGCUCGUUUGCUCGCCAUCCACGAAGCUGCUGUCUUUAGAAGAGGCACAAGCCCGUACUCAAGCCCAGCUCGCCUCCCCUGUCUCCCCCGAGAGCAAGUACAUCGAGGUGGGAGAGGGUCCUGCCGCCCUGCAGGGGAAGUUUCACACAGUCAUCGAGUUUCCCAUGGAAAGAAAGAAGGCCCAGACAAAGGUGAAAAAAUCUCCUGUGGCAAGCUGGCGUUCAUUCUUCAAUAUGACAAAAUCCUCAACCACAGCCAAGCGCAAGCUGCUCCGUCAUCCCAGUGAGCCCAAUAACAUGAAGACCUCAAAUGCACUCCCGGGUGGUAGAGGAGAUAGUGGAACACUACGAUCAUCUAAAAGUGAAGAAUCUUUGUCAUCAAAUAAUCUUGAGGGUGGAUCAGCAAUGUAUCAAGCACGCAGGCCUCGCUCUACUAGCGUCGCCAUGUCCACUUCCUUCAACGAAGAGCUGCUUAACAAGCGAGUCCACAAAGACUUGCAGUUAAGCCAAAAAGACAGGAAAGACACAGCUUUGUCCACCACUUGUGUGCCUGCUCUCAUAUCGACCCCACACUCUGCUGAUGCAGAUAUUGGCAAGGCUUCUCUCGACUUUGACCCAAUUUUGUUUCAGUGCAGUACAACUCCAACUGAAGCUUCUGUGUCUGAAGAAAGAAAAAUAGGCAGCAGAUGGAAGGCUGGAGGCAGUUCCAGUGAAUCAGAAACCUUUAAAAAAGCAAUUCCUAAAGGAACAUCUGAUGCAAUUUUAACAGUUUCAGAGGACGCAAAACUUAAGCACUUAGUGACGGCAAAAUUUGCAACAACUAUUACAGUUAAAGAAGAACUGAAGCCCGCACAGACUGUGGGUCUUACUCAAAAACCAGAAAUUGCUUUAGAGAUGAAAACUCUGUCUGUGCCUCCCACUGAAGUGAUACCAAGCUUGGUCAAGCCCAGUGAGUCAACAUGGAGACAAGAUUGUCAAAACAAGCCUUCCUCUUCACCCCAGACAGAGGCUGCAAGCCUUGACGAAACUCACAGUGAGGAAACAAGAGCUGUGAAACAAACAGAAUCAGGUGCUGUAACCUUUGAUUGCACUCCAGGACUAGUAAGAUCAGUGUCGCUCAUAACCUCCCAGCCAGCUGUAAAAAGUGCUGCCCGUAUGCUUGCUCUGGCUUUGGCCGAAUCUGCGCAACAAGCCACCUGUUUGAGGAAACGAGGGAGUUCAGAACCACCAACUCCUGUUUCCCCAAGUCACAUUCUGGACCCACUCUCCAUACUGCAGUGGCCUCAAAAACCUCCUUUACCAACUCAGACAUUAUCUACCACUAGAGGACAGUGCUGUGGGACCUGCAAAACAUUUGGAAAACCUUCAAGUGUUAUCUCUACGGGAAGUUACACCGAUGCCGGUAGCCUGCAGAGCACUUGUGCAUGUCAUGGCAGCGAAAGUGGACUUAGCUACUCUGAUGGAGGUGAUGUUUCUGCUGAAAGUCAUGAAACAAAUGUGCAGCCCCUGGACAUACCUACUGUUAAAAGUUUAGAUACUAAGCAGGAUGCUGAAAGCCAUAUACAAAUGAAAGAAAAUGUCCGCCAUGUUGGAGUUGGUACAGAUGGUGGAAGCCCAGAACAAACUUCCGAGAUGGAGUCAUACAGGUCCAUUGCCUCUCCCACACAGUCAGAGACAUCACACCAUACAACAAACAGUCAGUCGGCCAGAGCUUCUCUUCUCAACAAGCAAGCUGCAAAUGCUUCCAAUUUUCGUGUGAUAUUAGCUGAAGCGUCUAUGCCAGCUUCAGUGCAUGACGUUCUUCCACAAUCUCCAGAUUCUCCUCUGACUUCCACUUACCAGUCCAGCCUUAAAGAUGAAAUUUUAAGGCCAUCGGAGCAAACUUACUGGUCGGGACCAUUUGGACAGACCAGUUCUUUUCAUCCUGAUUACAUGCAGUACCAAGGUAAGGUCUUCUCCAAGGACCACUACAACACCCUGGCACCAAGGUCCCUCCACCAGUCCAUUAAAUACAAGAGUCAACAAAGGAAAGAACACUCUCCCAGCUUCCUUUACAGAUAUGAUGGCCCAAGAUACCCACCUAUGGAUGGUGCAUCUGUAUAUCCCACAAUUCGUAGGGUACGCUCCAUGCAUGCACCACCAGAGGACACGUUUUUCUUUCCACAUCCAUCUUACCAGAACAAUACUUACCACAGACAGGUUCUCUCUGAUAUCCGUCAAGUAAGGCCAUAUUUUGAGGAUGGUAAAGUUCAAUAUAGGUACAAGCCCUAUUUAGGAGCUCAGUAUAACAACCUGGAUCCGUCUAGAGUAAGCGGUCAUGGAUACAGCCACUCUUACACUCUCCUCAGGCGGCCUACCUACCCUGGUAGAGUGAUAAGCAACCCUGAAAACUAUCACAACCCUCUAUUAAACAUGCCCUAUAGCAGGGAAAGAAGUUUUGUAAAGCAAGGCACUGGUCAUUUUCCAAGAACUCGAAAUGUUGGUCCGUAUGAGGGUUUUGAUGCUGGAUUAUCAGAUCGACAUUUCAGUCCAUCUAUUAGGCAAGGAAAUAUAGAAAAGAAGAGACUGCAAGAUUUUGCCCCCCUGUCCCAUCUUCAAAAGGAGAGCCAGAGGGGCCAAAAAACAUUGCACACAAGGAAUAAAUCUGAUUCAGCCAAAGAUCUGCUUAUUUCUACUGAAGGGGCAGAUGGGAAAUACAGGGUUACCAUGGUGUCCCAUUACUCUCCUGAAAACGCACUUCCUGAACCUAAUGCCCCCCUUCCCAUCCAGACAGAAAAACAGAGAACUGGGCACAGUACCAAACCUGUCUUGAUGCUAAAGCAAAGUCGGUCUAUGCAUAACUACACACAGCACACGCUAGAGCCGCAACCGCGUAAGCUAACUCUACAUAAAGAAUACAGCUGCCCUGAUUUUAAAAACACAGAUUCGUCAGAGCACAGCAGUGCCCGACUUCACAGCCAGGAUAAGCUGAUUAGGAUGCACAGCAGCCAUCCUAAAGAAGACUUUCAAUAUGCUUGGAUUAAGGGUUGUGCUUUGGAACGAUCAGCGAGGUCACAGAGCAUGAAAAGUCAUCGACAACCCAGACAGGCCAAAAUGACUCUGGAGCAUGAUCAUAGAUUUUCACAUCCUAUUCAAAGCAGGCCGAGGACUCGUAGCAUGUUUGCACCAUCUCGUACCGAUUACAUGGAUGGUUAUGUGUCUUUGCAGCCCAAGGUACAAGGAAUUUUCCCAAAUUAUGGCUGCAUGCCCCCUCAUAGUAACCGGCUAUACUCUACAGCUAUGGGCACAGGACGCUUUCUUCACUCUGAGAUUAGGCCUGAGACAGAAAUAUAUGCUGAAUAAUAGCUACUUUAGAUGUGUAUGGAAAAAAUACAAUGUUAUUUUAUUGUUCAGAGUCUAUUACUGUAUAUUAAAGAAAGAAAAGCAUAAGGUAUUUUAAUAUGGUAUACAUUUACGUGUACAUUAUUCUAUAUUACUACACGUCAGAUAAUACAGUACUAUUAGUCAUAGAUCCUGGAGACAUCACAAUAACCAAAAGUCAACAAACAGUUUUACUAACUAUGAAGUAUAAAUUAUUUGUAAUAGAUAAAAUGUCAUUCUUCAGCUUGAAUUUCAUGACUAUAAAAUAAAUCUUCUGAAAUAAAUUUUAACAUUACACUUACAGUAAAUGCAUACAGUACUUGAUCUUACCAUACAAGGUAUUAAUUAACUGGUAUUUAGAUUCAUAUUUCUUCAUAGCACCAAAUGGCAUUUAAGGAACUGUUUCUCAGAUUCUUAAUUUGUAUUUUUGUAAUGUCUUUUUUGUGUCUUUUUUAUAUAGUAACUACUCUGGUGAAUGCUGUCUACACAUCUUCUGUCAUAAAAUAGCAUAACAGACACUGGCCCUGAUUUAUUAAGAUCUAAAAUAAUUGUGGUAAAUUGGUGUAUGCAAUGAAAUUCAUCGCAUGAAUAUUUAUUGUGUAUUGGAGGUUAUUUCCCUCCCAAAAAAGAAAUUGUGUAGAAGAACAUGUAAGGUCAUAUUGUAGUCAACCACUUCAAAGAUUUCUCAAAGAAUAAAUUGAAAAUUUACUCAUCAGCCAUUACACUCAUCAUCAUUACCGCUCAAUCCUGUAGCCUGAAGACUUAGGGCAUGAGGCGGGGUACAUCCUGGACAGGGCGCCAAUCCUUUGCAGGGCACACAGACUUUCACACACUUAAACACCCAUUUACACACUAUGAGCAAUUUGAGAACUGAUCAGCCAUUACAUUUCAAAGUAAAACAAUAUGCCGAGUAUUGUGUAUGUCUAGUCAUUUGUGUUGCCAGGGCAGCUCUGCUCAUUCAGGGUAUGGCUCCACAAGACCUCAGGGGGUGUGCUGUGGUUUCUGGCACCAAGACGUUGGCAGUAGAUUCCUUGGAUGCUGUGGGUUGCAGGGUGGGGCCUCAUUUCUACCCAUGCAUCCCAUGGGUGCUUAAUCAAAUUAGGAUCUUGGAGGCCAGGUAGGUAGCCUUGGGCGUUUUGCCUGCUGGGUCCUGUGAGUGAAAUGCCCUGGUGCACUGCCUGAUCUGGUGGCUUUCCAUCAUGGCCAGCAUUAAUUUGCCAGUUUGUAAUGUAUUGAUUUCUUUGUGGGAUCAGACCCAGACAGGAGCCUUUGCUCCCCUGUGGCAUUGUUGAGCCUUGGGUACCCAUCAUCUUGUUAUUACUUUACUGGUGUAUAGUUGGUGAUCAGUGAUGUUCACUUCCAUUGUCAGUGGUCAUAAUGUUAUGGCUGAUUGGUGCAUAAUGAAGACUAUUGAGAUGGAUUGAAAUGCAGUGUAAAAAAAAAAGCAAAAAACAAAAUACAAUAGAAAUGAAAGAACAAAAUUAGUGUUAAGAUGGUAAUAACGUUUUUUGUCUUUGGCAUCAAAAUGUGUGGUGGAUAUCUCAGCUCAAGAUUGACAUUAAUAAUAUUGUUAUUAAAAAAACUUUCGGAUCAUUUUCUUAAACGUAAUUGUAGUAAGCUUUGUUAUCAUUAAGAUGCUGUAGAACGGUACAAUUUUAGCUUCUGGAAAUCUAAUACCUACUUUUCAGGUAUAUUCAUUUGUGCAAAAAAUUGCUGUCUCUAUUGUGAAUUUCAGGUAAAUGUGCAAAAUAAUUGAAAUGCACGGACACUGCCAAGUAUAUUCCACCUCAAGGUAUGAACCCCCCCAACCCCCACAAAAAAAAAAAAAAAAAAACAUUGUUUAGUCAAACUCACAAAAUGGACAAGACAGACAGUUGUGUGAAAGACAGUCCACUCUAGAAUCUUCGUCACUUUCUUUGUUGUCAAGAUAUCCACAUUCUAGUUAAACUGGGUUUUAUUUGUUCUUUACAGUCUUAUUUACACUUAUUCAAGAAUGGAGGUCAAAGCAUCCAAAAAAACACAUACCCAAACUUGACCAAAACUUGACCCAUUUCUUAAGUCAUUCUUUUUUUUUCCCAUUAUAUUUCAGUGUUGCAACACAGUUGUCAAAUGGAAGCAUAAUUUGCUUUAACAAAAACAGGUUUGUUAUAAUCGAAGCAGCAGUCGCUGCCUCGGCUGGAAUGUACAGUAUAUAAGUCUUGUAGUGUUGAACAUAUUUUAUUUAAUACUGUUUGUAUAUGUAGUGAGUGAAUAGGCAAGCACUUUAUACUUAGACCCAGUCUGUGAAACAACCAGAGACUAUAAGAUAAAGAUAAUGAAUAACUUUGUUAUGCAAUGUAGAGUUAACGGAAUGUUAAGAAUGUUAAGUUGAGAAUGAAGGAUCCUGUAACCAAAAUUCAGGGUCAUGAAGUUAAAUCGACCAUUAAAUGGUCAAAAAUGGAAAUAUAAUGUAAAGUCAUAUAUUUAUUUUAAUCAACGCAGUCAUUGUUGUGUAGUUGUGCUAAGGGUUUUCAUGUUGUCUACUCAUUUUUAUGUUGUACUAUUGCGUCCAUUAAAGUUGUCUGUUUAAAAUGA
Molecule: messenger RNA, 7779 nt
Organism: Clarias gariepinus (North African catfish)
Lineage: Eukaryota; Metazoa; Chordata; Actinopteri; Siluriformes; Clariidae
Gene: arhgap32a
Product: Rho GTPase activating protein 32a
Exons: 21
Coding region: 118-5187 (1689 amino acids)
Biological process (GO): small GTPase-mediated signal transduction
Cellular component (GO): Golgi apparatus; fibrillar center; actin cytoskeleton
Molecular function (GO): GTPase activator activity; protein binding; phosphatidylinositol binding
Source: RefSeq, a predicted model, not a curated record